AUGGCCUCGCUGGACCUACCGUACCGCUGCCCGCGCUGCGGGGAGCAUAAGCGCUUCCGGAGCCUGUCGUCGCUGCGCGCGCACUUGGAAUACAGUCACACUUAUGAGACUCUCUACAUCCUCUCCAAGACCAACAGCAUCUGCGACGGCGCAGCCGCCGCUGCAGCAGCUGCUGCCGCAGCCUCUGGCUUUCCGCUGGCGCCUGAGCCCGCCGCCCUGCUGGCUGUCCCCGGGGCCCGGCGCGAGGUCUUCGAGAGUACGUCCUUCCAGGGCAAGGAGCAAGCAGCCGGGCCGGCGCCUACGGGGCCGCACCUGCUGCACCAUCAUCACCACCACGCGCCACUGGCGCACUUCCCCGGUGACCUGGUGCCCGCCAGCCUGCCUUGCGAGGAGCUGGCCGAGCCGGGGCUCGUGCCCGCUGCGCGCUAUGCGCUACGCGAAAUCGAAAUCCCACUCGGCGAGCUGUUCGCGCGCAAGUCCGUAGCAUCCUCGGCCUGCUCGACGCCGCCACCCGGACCUGGCCCUGGUCCUUGUUCCGGGCCGGCUUCUGCAUCGCCAGCGUCGCCAUCGCCUGCAGACGUCGCCUACGAAGAGGGCUUGGCACGCCUCAAGAUCCGCGCCCUGGAGAAGCUGGAGGUGGACCGGAGACUAGAGCGCCUGAGCGAGGAGGUGGAGCAGAAGAUCGCAGGCCAGGUAGGUCGGCUACAGGCCGAGCUGGAGCGCAAGGCAGCAGAGUUGGAGACUGCGCGACAGGAGAGCGCGCGCCUGGGACGCGAGAAGGAGGAGCUGGAGGAGCGCGCAUCGGAGCUCUCACGCCAAGUGGACGUGAGCGUGGAACUGCUGGCUUCACUUAAGCAGGACCUGGUGCAUAAGGAGCAGGAGCUGAGCCGCAAGCAGCAGGAGGUGGUGCAGAUCGACCAGUUCCUGAAGGAGACAGCAGCUCGGGAGGCCAGCGCCAAGCUGCGCCUGCAACAGUUCAUCGAGGAGCUCCUGGAGCGUGCAGACAGGGCCGAGCGCCAGUUGCAGGUCAUCAGCAGCAGCUGUGGCAGCACACCCAGUGCCAGCCUGGGCAGAGGCGGUGGGGGCAGUGCCUCGGGGCCUGGGGUGAGAGGCCCAGGCAGAAUGCGAGAACACCAUGCAGGCCCAGCUGUGCCGAGCACAUACGCCGUAUCACGGCACGGCUCCUCUCCCAGCACAGGGGCCUCCAGCCGUGUGCCAGCUGCAUCCCAGAGCUCAGGCUGCUAUGACAGUGACAGUCUGGAGCUGCCCCGGCCAGAGGAAGGGCCCUCGGAGGACAGUGGCCCUGGGGGCUUGGGUUCACGGGCCCAGGCUACCAACGGUGGUUCAGAGCGAUCCCAGCCCCCUCGUAGUUCAGGCCUAAGACGACAGGCCAUCCAGAACUGGCAGCGCCGACCGCGCCGUCACAGCACUGAGGGGGAGGAGGGUGACGUCUCAGAUGUGGGCUCCCGAACUACUGAGUCAGAGGCCGAAGGACCUUCUGAUGUCCCACGCCCUGGACCUGCUGUGGCUGGCCCCUUGAACAGCUGCCGGCUCUCAGCCCGCCCUGAAGGAGGCAGCGGGCGAGGCCGUCGGGUGGAGAGAGGAAGCCCCUCACGCUCCAAUGAGGUCAUCAGCCCAGAAAUCCUCAAGAUGCGUGCUGCCCUCUUCUGUAUCUUCACCUACCUGGAUACGCGGACACUGCUGCAUGCCGCAGAGGUCUGCCGGGACUGGCGCUUCGUGGCCCGCCAUCCUGCUGUCUGGACAAGAGUGCUGCUGGAGAAUGCCCGAGUCUGUUCCAAGUUCCUGGCGAUGUUGGCUCAAUGGUGCACCCAGGCUCACUCAUUAACAUUACAGAACCUGAAGCCCCGGCAGCGGGGAAAGAAGGAAAGCAAGGAGGAGUAUGCCCGCAGCACCCGGGGCUGCCUUGAAGCAGGGCUGGAGUCCCUGCUGAAGGCGGCUGGUGGGAACCUGCUGAUCCUGCGUAUCUCCCACUGCCCCAACAUCCUCACUGACCGGUCGCUCUGGCUGGCCAGCUGCUACUGCCGUGCCCUGCAGGCUGUCACCUACAGGAGUGCCACGGACCCUGUCGGCCAUGAGGUGAUCUGGGCCCUGGGUGCAGGCUGCAGAGACAUUGUCUCCCUCCAGGUGGCGCCGCUUCACCCCUGCCAGCAGCCCACCCGGUUCAGCAACCGCUGCCUGCAGAUGAUUGGACGCUGCUGGCCCCACCUCCGGGCCCUGGGUGUAGGCGGUGCCGGCUGUGGGGUCCAGGGCCUGGCAUCACUUGCAAGAAACUGUAUGCGGCUGCAGGUCCUGGAACUGGACCACGUGUCAGAGAUUACCCAGGAGGUGGCGGCCGAGGUCUGCCGGGAAGGCCUGAAAGGACUGGAGAUGCUGGUGCUUACAGCCACCCCUGUCACCCCUAAGGCCCUGCUACAUUUUAACAGCAUCUGUCGCAACCUCAAGUCCAUUGUGGUGCAGAUUGGGAUUGCAGAUUACUUCAAAGAGCCCAGCAGUCCCGAGGCCCAGAAGUUGUUUGAGGAUAUGGUGACAAAACUCCAGGCCCUGCGACGGAGGCCUGGCUUCUCGAAGAUUCUGCACAUCAAGGUAGAAGGUGGUUGCUAA
Molecule: messenger RNA, 2622 nt
Organism: Apodemus sylvaticus (European woodmouse)
Lineage: Eukaryota; Metazoa; Chordata; Mammalia; Rodentia; Muridae
Gene: Fbxo41
Product: F-box protein 41
Exons: 12
Coding region: 1-2622 (873 amino acids)
Molecular function (GO): protein binding
Source: RefSeq, a predicted model, not a curated record